This is a messenger RNA of Microthlaspi erraticum, 1368 nucleotides long. The record is from the annotation of a GenBank genome assembly. NCBI's taxonomy places the organism in Eukaryota, Viridiplantae, Streptophyta, Magnoliopsida, Brassicales, Brassicaceae.
AUGAGCCACCACAGCCUCCUCGUAGUUCCUGCCCAAACCGAGGAAGAAGCUGAGACGCAGACGCUGGACGCCUCCGACAACAGCGUUUGGCGUUUCAGGGGAAGCGACACGGCAGCGAAAGCCUCCAGAGUCACGAUGAGAGUCGUCGUCUACAAGCUCUUCGACCUCUGCACCCUGGACGUCAAAAAGCCUCUUUUACCCCUCGCACACGGUGACCCUUCUGUGUACCCUUGCUACCGUGCCUCCAUCCACGUUGAGAACGCCCUCGUCGACGUCAUCCGCUCCGGCAAGGGUAACUCUUACGGCCCCGCCGCAGGAAUUCUCCCCGCCAGACAGGCGGUCGCGGAUUACGUGAACCGUGACUUGACGAACAAGGUAACGGCUAGUGAUGUAUUUAUGACGGUCGGAUGCAACCAAGGGAUAGAAUUGGUGAUUCAAUCGCUAGCUCGACCAAACGCAAACAUCCUUCUCCCACGGCCUAGUUACGGUCACUACGAGGGUCGUGCCAUCUACAGUGGACUCGAGGUCCGCAAGUACGAUCUCCUUCCAGAGAACGAAUGGGAGAUUGAUCUCCAAGGCAUCGAAGCCAUGGCAGAUGAGAACACUGUCGCAAUGGUUAUUAUAAACCCUAACAACCCCUGUGGAAAUGUCUACUCUUACGAGCAUCUCAAAAAGGUGGCGGAGACGGCUCGGAGGCUGGGAAUAAUGGUGAUCACCGACGAAGUUUAUAGCCAGACAAUCUUCGGAGACAAUCUAUUUGUUCCAAUGGGGAUGUUUUCUUCGAUAGCUCCGGUUAUCACGUUGAGCGGUAUAUCGAAAGGAUGGAUUGUUCCUGGUUGGAGAAUUGGCUGGAUCGUUUUCAAUGAUCCACAAGGCAUUCUCAAGUCCACUGGGGUGGCUCAAUCCCUCCAGCAGAAUCUUGACAUAUCUCCAGACGCUACCACAAUGGUUCAGCUAGCGCUUCCCGAGAUUCUGUUGAAGUCGAACAAAGAGAUGUUUGCGAAAAAGAAUUCGAUACUGAAACAGAACGUGGAGUUAGUCUGUGAUAAGCUCAAGGACAUUCCUUGUGUCGUCUGCACCAAGAAACCUGAGUCAUGCACUUACUUAUUGGCGAAGUUGGAGCUUCAUUUGAUGGAGGACAUAAAAGACGAUAUGGAUUUCUGUAUGAAGCUAGCCACUGAAACAAACCUCGUCCUUUUACCAGGAGUGGCUUUGGGAUCCAAGAACUGGAUAAGGAUAACAAUCGGAGUAGAAGCUCAGAUGCUUGAGGAUGCAAUGGAGAGGCUCAGCGGCUUCUGUCAACGCCAUCUCAAGAAAACAGAGACUUCUUUCCAAGCUCUGAAGCUGAGUGAGAAUGGCGAAACCUAA